UUUCCCACCUGUAGCCAAAGUCCACAUUGUUUCAGGGAUGUUAGAAUACUAUCUUAAUAUUGGGGGAAAGGCUCAUUAGGCAGGUUGUUGAGAAUCACCUCCUCUCUCUCCAUCCUCCCACACCCACUCCCUCAAAUCCACUGGGGAGAUCUCCUGCUUCUGAUUGGUUGGUGAUGAGUCAACGAGGAGGGGGGGUGACGGGAACAAUGUCAUCAUGUCGCCUUUAAAAAGAGUGCAGCUAUGUUUGUGGUGAAAGGAAUCAGAACAGGGAGCAGAACGGACGAUCAGUAGCGGCAGAAACAGACGCGGCAGAUGUCCUGAAAGUGGAUCUGCUCCCUUCCCCAAAAAACAGUGCCUUCCGCUCUCCAUCCGGCAGAAACAUGCCCAGAGGAUUUUUAGUGAAAAGGAACAAGAAACCAAACCCGGUGUCGUACCGCGUCCGCGUCGAGGAUGAAGAGCCUUCAGCUGCUGCCGCGCCACCUCCACCUCCACCGCUCCUGCCGCGUCCCUCCUGGAUGCCUCUCGCAUCCUUCCCGGUGCGCGCACAGACUCCCACGUGCGGGGCGGUGGCUCCGGAGCGCGUGGAGAGACCGGUGCAGUUCGGUAACCCCGAGGCGGUGUACCAGGCUCUCUACAGCCCCACGCGCCCCGUCAGCCAGGACCACGAGCGCUCCUACGAGAGGCGCUUCAACCUCUCCGCAGCGUCCUUCCCCACCGGAGCGGCCCUCCCCGCGGCUCUGGACCGCCCCUUCGCCCCGGUGGAUCUGAAAAUCGGUUCCAGCAACAGCAGUCGCACCGGAACCUUCAGCGUCACUGCACCCACCGCGACGCUCCCCACAAACACAAAGCGGCAUUCAAGCGACACCGAGCGCAAAGGAAAACCAGCGUCCAAGAAAACCAAAACGAUCCGGAAACUGCACUUUGAGGAUAACGUCACCACGUCUCCGGUGCUCGGGCUCAAGAUUAAAGAGCCGGUGGACCGGAAGCCCCCCAGUCUCACCGGGGAGGAAUACAUCCCACUGGGGGAGUUCGUCUGCCAGCUGUGCCGAGAAGAAUACGCGGAUCCUCUCGCCCUCGCGCAGCACAAAUGCUCCAGGAUCGUGCGCGUGGAGUACAGGUGUCCCGAGUGCGACAAGGUGUUUAGCUGCCCGGCGAACCUCGCGUCGCACAGGCGGUGGCACAAACCCAAGCAGCAGCAGAGUGUCACGCAGCAGCAUUUGGAGAGCGACAAAUCUGCCGCGUCCGGUAAAACAGGAGCAGCUUUGGAUGAAGCGAAGGAUUCUAGUGACAGAGACACAACCAGCCCGGGACCCUCAGAGUCCGGAUCUGAGGAGGGGCUUUAUGAUUGUAACCAGUGCGGGAAAAAGUUUAAACGCCAAGCUUACCUGCGGAAACACCUGGCGUCUCAGCACUCUAAAGUAACGGAGGAUGACGAAGCGGCAGCAGCGGCAGCGGUGCGCGAACAGAGCGCAGCGCCGCUUAACCUGAGCGCCUGCCACCUGUGUCCGGUUUGCGGGGAGAACUUCUCGAACCGGGGCAGCCAGGAGCGUCACGUCCGCCUGCUGCACUCCUCCCAGGUGUUCCCGUGUAAAUACUGCCCCGCGGUGCUCUACAGCUCCCCGGGGCUCACGAGACACAUCAACAAGAGCCACCCGUCCGAGAACCGGCAGGUGAUCCUGCUGCAGGUCCGGUAAUCUGCUUUCACACCGGGACACACAUCCCGAUCUGUUCCUGAGAGGGGUUUAGAUAUACACUGCAAAAAUAUCGGUUUUAUUUCAAAGUUUGGGCUGCUAAAAUCAGACUUUUUGGUAAAAUUGAGUGAAAAAUACAUGGCACUUUGGCUGGAGGCAGUAACUCCUGAUCUCAUUUCUCCAUAGUUUUAGUUCUGUGGUUAAAAAUCAACAAAUGUUUCUGCUAUUUUUUAGAUUUUCAACAAUCUGAACUGUACAUUUCUUCAACAUGUUUGCAAUAAUAUUGGAUACUAAUUCAAAAAAGUGCUCUUAUAUUAUUAUUAUUAUUAUUAUUAUUGAUAUUAUAGACAAAUAAUUGUAAAAUAAUCAUGCCUUUUAUUCAUAGAGCAAAUACCCUUUAUAUAUCCAUGGUACAAUUAAUUAAAUAAUACAAAAAUCAUCAUAAUAAAUUAAUAAAACAGACAAUAUUAAUUACAAAUUAAAAGUAGCUCAUAAUAAUAUAAAAAUAAUGAGGAAUUAACCCAAUUUUCAAGCCGAUAUAAUUCAGUUAAACAGAGAAAUGAAAGGAUAUUUUUUGCAGUGUAACUCCUCCUCAUGGUUGAAAUUCAGUGCCUUGCGUGCCCGUGCGUGUUUGGCCCCACACACACCCACACACACACUGACGUCAUGCUUCACUUAAAGCCUGUUAGACUGUUCAUUUAUUUUUCUAGCAUCUCUGCACAAGUGCUAUUAGCUUCUAGACCUAAGAGAGGGGACGACCUGUAGCCGAUUUGAAACCUGAUCUCAUCACUCUGAUUAGCUCGUGGAUCAGUAGCUGUUGCCUGAACACAAGAAAUAUUCAAACUAGAGUAGCCGGUAAUGCCUUUUGGGUUAGAAACUCCUGCUGUAAAACUGCCUUAAUCUGUCUCUUCAACACGUAUUUAUCACGGGGCUGGGUUUGUUUUUAUAACAAAGCCUUUCUGUAUUACCUAAACUGUUUUCUAUUUAUUUAUGUAUUUAUUAAUUUAUUUGUGUAAUUUAUUAUUGUGUGGUCUGUGAUGUAUUGUCUUCUUUAAUUUAUAAGAGGGGGGACGGUGCACCGUUCGAGUCUCAUUAUAGCAAUCACUGGCUCGUACCGGCCGCUCCUGAAUAAACAAAUGCAAUCAUUGAUUCUUAUUUUCUAUUUAUGUCGUUAGCUCUUAUACACUAAACUGCUUUGGAUGUUUUUUGCAGUGUUUUGCUAAAUGUCCAAAUAUAAUAAAAACCAAACUGAGAAAAAA
Molecule: messenger RNA, 2950 nt
Organism: Trematomus bernacchii (emerald rockcod)
Lineage: Eukaryota; Metazoa; Chordata; Actinopteri; Perciformes; Nototheniidae
Gene: insm1a
Product: insulinoma-associated 1a
Exons: 1
Coding region: 381-1694 (437 amino acids)
Biological process (GO): regulation of cell cycle process; neuron differentiation; negative regulation of transcription by RNA polymerase II
Cellular component (GO): transcription repressor complex; nucleus
Molecular function (GO): RNA polymerase II cis-regulatory region sequence-specific DNA binding; DNA-binding transcription repressor activity, RNA polymerase II-specific
Source: RefSeq, a predicted model, not a curated record